Messenger RNA from Bicyclus anynana (squinting bush brown), 898 nucleotides. RefSeq names its product LYR motif-containing protein 4B (gene bcn92). The record is from RefSeq and is a predicted model, not a curated record. Gene Ontology annotation, cellular component: L-cysteine desulfurase complex; mitochondrion. Lineage: Eukaryota; Metazoa; Arthropoda; Insecta; Lepidoptera; Nymphalidae. Gene Ontology annotation, biological process: iron-sulfur cluster assembly. The coding region runs from base 94 to 360 and encodes 88 amino acids. The transcript has 3 exons.
AUUGUGGGAAACGUACAUUGGAACGUUAAAGUUAAUACAAAUAUUUACCUUUCCAAAUUUUUAUUGUUCAGUUUUCGAAAAAGUUCAAUAACAAUGGCUUCAGGAAUAACAAAAAUCCAAGUUUUGUCGCUUUACAAAUCGUUGAUAAAAGAAUCAAAGAAAUUUGCCAAUUAUAACUUCAGAUCUUACGCCUUGCGAAGAGUUCGAGACGCAUUUAGAGAGAGUAAAUCAAUCACUGAUCCAAAACUGCUGAAAAAAGAGUUUGAAUAUGGCAAAGAGAACCUGGAAAUUAUCAAACGUCAGGUGAUAGUAGGAGACAUGUACCAGACUGAAAAGCUUGUGAUAGAAAAUGUGCGAUAGAAAAAUAUUCCUUAGAUACAAAAUAUUUACAGCAUGUCAUAUGUAUAAGACUUCAAUUUAAUACAGCAAGAUGUAACCAGUCAAGGAAUAUGUCACUUUUUCAAAUAUGAAUGAUCUGUAAUCUAUAUUAGUUCUAUAAUAAUAUGGCUGCUUAUUCAACUGAAUCACAUUUUUUCACUGGCUUAAAUUGUAUUUUGAAUUCAUUCCUAAAUUCAUAGCACCCAUUUUUAAAAUAGUGCAGUGCUGAAUAAAUUCAGCACUGCACUAUUAUAACUAGUAUAUUUAAAAAUUACACUUUGAAAAUUUUUAAAUAAAUUAUAAUAUAAUUUAUUGUUGUUGAAAUUAUGGUAUUUAAUGUGUUGAGUUUAUCUCUAGAUGUAAGAUCAUCUCACUGGCUUUUGUACACUGCCAUUGUGUUGUACCCAGUGUUUGUUUUUUAUUUGUUAAAUUAAAAAAUAAUAAAUGUAACCUACCUCUUAUAAUUAUUAUGGUUAGUACUUGUGUACUAGGUUCACGAAUAAAAUAGUAUUAAACGUAA